AGUUGCAAAUUUCAGCAAACAUCGACAGCAACGAAUAUUUAUCGAUUAGUUUAGUUUUUACCCCAGCUCUAGCAGCACAUGUGUGUUGUUGCUUGACAUCAAAAAUUUGUAGAUUCCACGUCGCUUUUCGCUCUUUGGAAAGGAAAGGAACGGUAGAAAGGCUAGGAAAUAGGACUUAGGACAGGAUCAGACAGGUCGAAGUUUCCACGAACAUUAAAAAGAAUCCACAGCAAAAUGCCCAACGAUACGGUGGUUAAGGUGCAGGAGUAUAAGGACUCACUGAUCCUCAAAGCGGAGCUGCUGAUCACCAAGCGCUUCCCGGAGAAGAUUGUCCAGCUAAACGAGCUGCUGGCCACGCCGAUGUUUAACGAGCGCAAUUUUGAUGAGGUGCACCAGGACCUGAACAUUCCGGCCCUGCCGCCAGUUUUGGUUAAGAACCACGAGGACAACCAAUCGGAGGAUGGCGACCACCCGCCAACCAAGCGCCAGCGCAAGGAUGUCCUCGUUUCCGGACAGCCGGUCCUGGCAUUGCCCACUGGAACUGUAACUUGUAACAAGCCGCUAUGUGAGAUGAUUAAAGUUGUCAAGCCCAUCAUCAGAACGCUGGUGGAAGAUUCAAAUCUACUCAAGAUGUGGAUCUCCUUUAUGAUACCCAAGAUCGAGGACGGCAACAACUUUGGCGUCUCCAUUCAAGAGGACACGCUGGCCGAGAUUCAGACAGUGGAAUCCGAGGCUGCCGCCUUCUUUGACCAGAUAUCGCGUUACUUCCUGUCGCGCGCUAAGGUGGUGUCCAAGGUGGCCAAGUAUCCGCACAUCGAUGAUUAUCGGCGCGCUGUCGUCGAGUUGGACGAGAAGGAGUACCUCAGCCUGUGGCUGGUCGUCUGCGAGGUGCGCAAUCGCUACUCCUCGCUUCACGACAUAGUUAUUAAGAACCUCGAAAAACUGAAGAAGCCGCGCUCCUCCAACACCGAAAGCCUCUAUUAGGUAUUCCCUAAGCCCAAGCCAGUACUUUUUUUUUUUCAUUAUCCUACUACUUUAUCAACAAACAGCCCGUAGAGCGGACGGUCAGAGGUUCUUGUGGCUACUCGAAAAAAAAAACUCAGCCUAUCCAUUUCGGUUAAAACUAAAGACAUUCAAAAUUAACAGCCCAUCAAGUUAAGAGCAGAGAAAAUCAUUAUAAGCAAUAGCUGUAGCAUAACUAUCGACUUUAUUGAUCCAUUUGUACUACGUCUAGAAUGUAAUGUUGAGUUUAGCGCAGAAUACAAGAAACCGAAGCUGUAUAGAUUCCACUAAUAGCUAUAGCUACAUAUACUUAUGAUUAAAUAAAUCGAACGUUGCCUCGUCGAUGUCGGCUCAGGGCAAGAAAAAUCAAGAAAACUCCAAAAAAACAAAAAAAAAACGAUUUAUUAGAAACACACGACCGAAAGAUGGAUCAACUGAGAAUUUGUAAUAAAAGAAAACCUUGUGACCUUUUGGCAGAGUA
Molecule: messenger RNA, 1483 nt
Organism: Drosophila eugracilis
Lineage: Eukaryota; Metazoa; Arthropoda; Insecta; Diptera; Drosophilidae
Gene: REG
Product: proteasome activator complex subunit 3
Exons: 3
Coding region: 235-984 (249 amino acids)
Biological process (GO): positive regulation of endopeptidase activity; regulation of proteasomal protein catabolic process; regulation of G1/S transition of mitotic cell cycle
Cellular component (GO): proteasome activator complex; cytoplasm; nucleoplasm
Molecular function (GO): endopeptidase activator activity
Source: RefSeq, a predicted model, not a curated record